GCUGGCCGAGCGCCCCCGGGCCGGGACGCGCCGCCCCGCGGGGCCGGGCUGGGCCGGGCUGGGCCGGGCGGGGGCGGAGCUGCCCGUGCCGCCUCCGCGGAGCGCGGCUCCCGGGGAGACCCGCGGAGCUCCGCGCUCGUCAUGCGCGACUACGAUGAGACCACCGCCUUCCUGGGCGAGUGGGGCCGCUUCCAGCGCCUCGUCUUCUUUCUGCUCAGCGCCAGCAUCAUUCCCAAUGGCUUCAACGGGAUGUCGGUGGUGUUCCUGGCCGGCACGCCCGAGCACCGGUGCGUCGUGCCCCGCGGGGCCAACCUGAGCGGCGAGUGGCGCAACGCCAGCAUCCCGCUGGAGCUGCGGGGCGGGCAGGAGGUGCCGAGCCGCUGCCGCCGCUACCGCCUGGCCGCGCUCGCCAACUUCUCGGCGCUGGGGCUGCGACCCGGCUCCGACGUGGAGCUGGAGGCGCUGGAGCAGGAGCCGUGCCUGGACGGCUGGGAGUACAGCCGCGAUGUCUAUCGCUCCACCAUCGUCACCGAGGAAAGACAAGCCAGGACAUGCCACCAGAAGAGCUCAGUGAAGAAACAGCUUCAGAACUCAACCGAAGAACAGAACUUGAUGUGGAACCUGGUGUGUGAGGACGACUGGAAAGCCCCACUGACCACCUCCCUCUUCUUUGUGGGGGUCCUCAUUGGCUCCUUCAUCUCGGGACAGCUCUCAGACAGGUUUGGCAGGAAGAAUAUCCUUUUUUUGACAAUGGCUGUGCAGACUGGCUUCAGUUUCCUGCAGAUCUUUUCCACCAGCUGGGAGAUGUUCACAGUUCUCUUUCUCAUUGUGGGGAUGGGACAGAUCUCUAACUACGUGGUGGCCUUCAUUUUGGGCACAGAAAUUCUUGGCAAAUCAGUUCGUAUUCUGUUCUCUACAUUAGGAGUUUGCAUAUUUUUUGCAAUUGGCUACAUGUUGCUGCCACUGUUUGCUUUCUUCAUCCGAGACUGGCGGAUGCUGCUGCUGGCGCUCACUGUCCCGGGGCUGUUCUGCAUCCCGCUCUGGUGGAUCAUUCCUGAGUCUCCUCGGUGGCUGAUCUCCCAGGGAAGAUAUAAGGAGGCAGAAGCUAUUAUCCAAAAGGCUGCAAAAAUGAAUGGCAUUCCAGCCCCAGCUGUGCUUUUUGACACUGCAGAGAUGCAGGAUUCGAAGCCUCAGCAGCAGCAGAAGGCUAUCCUUCUGGACCUAUUUCGAACCCGAAACAUUGCAACUAUUACUAUUAUGUCAUUACUUUUGUGGUUUUUCACAUCAGUUGGUUACUUUGGCCUAUCCCUCAGCACUCCAGACUGGCAUGGAAAUGCCUACAUCAACUGUUUCCUCUCGGCUGUUAUUGAAGUUCCAGCGUAUGUGAUCGCCUGGCUUCUCCUCCGCUCCCUCCCACGGCGCUACUCCCUGUCUGGCGUCUUGUUCUUAGGGGGAAGUGUUGUCCUCUUCAUUCAGCUGGUUCCUGCAGAACUGAAUGUCCUCUCUGUUGGACUGGUGAUGCUUGGGAAGUUUGGCAUCACAGCAGCGUUCUCAAUGCUUUAUGUCUACAACGUGGAGCUCUACCCAACGCUGGUGCGAAACAUGGCAGUGGGAGCGACUUCCACGGCCUCCAGGCUGGGCAGCAUCAUUGCUCCUUACUUCGUUUACCUGGGUGCCUAUGACAGAUUCCUACCAUACAUCCUGAUGGGGAGCCUGACUGUGCUGAUUGGGAUCCUGACCCUGUUUCUCCCUGAGAGCUUUGGCAAUCCACUGCCCGAGAGCUUUGAGCAGAUGAUGAAGGUGAAAUGUUUCAGAAAUGAGCAACAAACCACUGGCAUUAGGAGUUCCAAGGAGAGUCCUAAAAGUCUGAUAACACCUUUGUGAAGAAAGACACACCUCUCAGAGGGGCUGAAAGAAGAACACAGUCAUCUCAAAAUGCAUUUGCUGCCAGAGGAAAAUGAACAAAACCCAACAGCUACUGCACCACAGUCAUUGUCCCCCGUGCUGCUGUCCCCAGAUGAUGUAGUACACUGAGCAGAUGCUGUCUGCUCCUGUAGGACCAUUAGUCUGUCAUUCCGUGUCCUGUUCCCUGGCCUUUGUCAGCAGUCACAGCCCCUGCUGAGGAACGGGGGCCUGCCUGUGCUGAACACAAGCCAAGGAGUAAGCUGGAAGUGAGCCUUAGAAAUACCACAGCAGUGACUCCAGGCAGUCAGGUACUCGAUAAAAGCUGCUGAAAGGGAAAAGAAAAAAAAAAAAAGCAAACCUAAUGCUGGUGUUUUUUCUCACUUUGUGUGUUGACUGGAGGAAGGGGAGCUGGGUGUCUGCCUUUCCUGAAAGAAAGAUCCUGGCCUCCCUUGAAGUCUAUGACCAAAGCCCAUAGACUAAGUGGAGUCAAAAUUCAUUUGUAGCAGAGGAGACACAGACUUCCCUGUAAGGACAUGGGUUUAAAACACACCAUCAGAGUGGCUUUAGAUGUCACUUGCUUUUCCCAGGACCUGGGAUCCCCCUGUUCCUGUAAAAGCUGCUGCUCUUUCAUAAAGCCUGAGCCCACCCAAAACCCUCAGCUUUGUGAAUCUUCAGCAUCUUUGGGGAAGGGGAAAAUCUUGAGCACUGAGAAAGGACUGUAGUUUGCUGACUUUCUGGUGGGUCACACCCACUUUCAACAGAAAAGUGAGCUGUAGCAAGUCCGUGAUCCUGUCCCAAUGUGCCAUGCAUUAUAGCUUUCAGGUUUUUAGUGGUAUGUGGGCAUAAGCAGUUUUUUAGCUCUCUUGGGGUGGUGUUUUUUCUUUUUCACAAAGUAUUUAAUUUCUUCUUUGAAUACAUACCACUUUGUUCUGCACCUUCAGAGAACACUCACUGCAGUUUCAAAAGCUUUCACAAAACCUUUGUAGCAUUUACAAACUUAAAAGCGAUUUGAUGCUCACAAAAAUCUGAUUUUCUGUACUGGAUAUGUUGACCUGCAGCUAUUAAAAAUUUAAAAGGACUAAUUUGGGACCACAGGGUUUUAUUAAAAAAAAAAAAACAGAAAAAAACCAAAAACCCAAACACCAACAAAAACCAGUGUUUUGUUUUCCAAAUCCUACAGAUUAUGUAUGUUUGCUUUUUUGGUUUAAGUUCAGCAAAACUCGAUUGGAUGACGAUAAAUGUAGAGCUCAGAGUUGUGCUACUACUGUUUUAUGAACACUACAUUGUUUGAAGAGUGUGAUUCCUCUUAUUUUUUUAUUUAUUGGCUGUAUGUGCACUUCUUGGUCACUUUAAGUCUGUCAGACUUGGUAGACUGAUUUUUCUCCUCUAUAAAUAAAAAUCAGCCCUGCUUCACCUUUUGUAAGGGCUAACAAAAGCACAGUGUCUCAUCUCUAAUGCAUGAGUUCAGGGUAGGUUGUCUUGUGCUGGCUCUUGGCACAAGAAUGAGGCUCUCCCUGAAGUCCAAGCACAAAUAUUAAGCUUUAUAACGACUGCAAGGAACUUGUGCAAUUAACUCAAGCUGCUUUUGGGAGUUGAAAUACUAUUUUUAAUUUCCUGCAGUUAUGCUUUUGCCAUAAAUGUAACAUGGCAUAAGAGAACCUGUGACUCCUGAUCUUCUCAUCCCUUCUCAAUCAGUUUCUCUAAUAACAGCAGUAUUUAACCUUACAGAGUUAAUCUAAAGAUGUACUGUUUAGAUGUAACUUAAUUUCUCAAGAAAGCCUUUUUAUCAGCAUAGGACAGGUUUGAGGACUUGAGUUAAAUAUAGGUGGCCAAAUUUUUAUGAGGAUUGUUAUUUUGAGACUUAUUUUAUGUCAUCGUAGGCUUGGGUAUUUCUAAAAGGUAAAUAUUUUUGUACUCUUGAACCUUUCAGUAUCUUAAAACCUGUUUUUCCUUUUUAAAUAAGAAAAAAUACAGUGUUUUUAAAAAUACAGUGUUUUAACCAGUCUCAUUUUUCUUACUUAAACCAUUGAUCUCAGGCUAGUGUCACACUUUAGUAUUUUUUGUAGCAGAUUUGAUAAUAUUUCAGGGGGGUGGAAUGUCCUUAUAACAACAUCACAUAAUUUGAAGGCCUUAUGGAGUCUGAGCAUAGUGGAAAUGAGGGAAACCCCAGCUGGAUUGUUCUUACUGACAUGGGGGUCAUCUCCCUGUCCCUCGUCUGUAACCUCUGUCACAUUUUCUGGGGUCUCUCUGUGCAGCCUUGGAUCCUCAGCUGACUUGCUGGAUCUGCUAAUAAUUGUAUGAAGCUGUAGUAAUUGUCAGUCAUUGCCCUCAGUUUUCAUUGCAAUAAAAAUGUGCACUGACAUUGUUUCAA
Molecule: messenger RNA, 4276 nt
Organism: Passer montanus (Eurasian tree sparrow)
Lineage: Eukaryota; Metazoa; Chordata; Aves; Passeriformes; Passeridae
Gene: SLC22A4
Product: solute carrier family 22 member 4
Exons: 11
Coding region: 142-1884 (580 amino acids)
Biological process (GO): transmembrane transport; carnitine transport
Cellular component (GO): membrane
Molecular function (GO): ATP binding; transmembrane transporter activity
Source: RefSeq, a predicted model, not a curated record